This is a messenger RNA of Cyclopterus lumpus (lumpfish), 1682 nucleotides long. It is a transcript of the gene smim13, whose product is annotated as small integral membrane protein 13. The transcript has 2 exons. Lineage: Eukaryota; Metazoa; Chordata; Actinopteri; Perciformes; Cyclopteridae. Bases 454 to 720 code for a protein of 88 amino acids. The record is from RefSeq and is a predicted model, not a curated record.
AAACGGAACUCGCGCGUGCGCAGUUGGACUCGCGUUUGUUGUCUUAACCCAGUUACCGUGUCUGCUGCUCCGUCUCGGUCAUAACUACCAAAUACACGUCGCAGUUAUGUAGCACGCAGAAGGAGGAGGACUUCCCCCCGCGGUGACGAGCCGACGUGAGCUCACGUUACCUCUCCGGUCCGCCCGUGGAGCCACUGCGGCUGUCACCCAGCUAACUGGCGGACGAACUGAGCUAGCUUAGCUGGCGGACUAACUGAGCUAGCUGGCGGACUAACUGAGCUAACUAGCUGGCCCGACGCGAUGUGCUGCCGCGUGUUUCUCUCUCACGUCUGAGGCUCACAGAGUCGUUGCGUGUGUGUGUGUGUGUGUGUUUGUGUGUGUGUGUGUGUGUGUGUGUGUGAGAGCAGCCGGAAACCCCGCGCGGCCCCCUCCGCAUGCCGUCGUCCAGCUAAGAUGUGGCAAAGCGUCGGGCUCACGCUGCUGGUCAUCGUGGCCACGCUCGUCUGUGCGCUGCUCUUCAUGCUGUUCGGUUGGUAUGUCGUCUGGCAGCUCUUCCUGUCCAAGUUCAAGUUCCUGCGUGAACUCGUCGGGGACGGCAGCACCCCUCAGGCUGAACCGCAGCCGUCCGAAACCAAGAGCGAGCGCACCGCGGGCACCACGACGCGAAAUCGGCCCCGGACCGCACGCCAAAGAGUCACCUCUCCGGAGAGCACUUCAUAGAUGGCCGACCGCGUGUUCCCUCCUCACAACCCCGAUCGCAAACGACCCACAACUGUCAGAAGGCGCUUCCCACCGAGCCCUGCGCGCUCUACACUACGCAAGGAGCUUGUGUACACUCAGCCCGCCUCCUCACCGAGACACUUUAAACCGCCCAGGCAGAUCGCCUGGCUUCAAAGGGAAAAGCCAUUACUGUCACCUGUUCACAUAAUCAUGUCCGGAGCAGCGAGCCUGGUCCUCCCGUUUGCCACGCUGCAUCCUGCCGCCCGGCGUGGAGUGUGAGGACACUCCAUCACGCAAAGAGGGAUGCGUAGACUCUCUUUAACACACACGUUUUAAUCUUGUGUUUUUAAAAAGAAUGGAGUCCUACGUAAGGCAGAUAAAUGUAAAAAAGAAGGAAGCGCUCGUUUGCAACAUUUCAACAAGAACAACUGAAGACUAAGUGAAGCGCUGAUUUGUACAACUGACAUUUUUCUUUUUCUUUAACAGAAAUGAAUGUGCGUGCUGUCGUUUAGUUGUUUCUCGCACCGCUGGCUCCGGCGUACGACCAUCCCCGAGGUGACCGGCCAGUAGAUAACGGCUAAAGCCUCCGAGACGAAAGAGAGCGAAUAACUUUAUUCCAGUUGUGUAAAAUGUGACACCUUUUUUUUUCUUGCAACUUCUCUUUCACCAUCUUUUUUUAAUUUUUUUUAUUAGAUUUUAUAGAUUUGUACUUGAAGAGGAGACAGGAGAACGUUGGUGUUUAAUACACAAUGUCGGCUCAGCCUGCACCAGUGCCGGUCAAGAUGGCAUCCACUGUUUGUUUGGUUUCUAACUACGGGGCAAAUCAAUGCUGACCUAAUCAAUAUUUCUGUAUUAUUCUCCCUCCAAGUAAAACUCAUGUAACAUGCACCUUUUUGUUUUUAAUCAGCACUGAUUUUCUUUUCUUCAUUGGAGCAGUAGCUUCAAAUAAAUGAUGCCAUGAA